AGCUGUCUGGCGGCUGUAAACCAUCAUCCAUCCUGAGCAGGAUCAAGAUAUGACACUGAAAUAACGUGCUCCUGUCAGUGGCUACUGGUUCAAUUGGGGAUUUUUCUUCUGUCAGUUAACAGUUGAACAAGCUGAACUUGUCUUAGAUUCAUCAUUUUUCUUUGUGCCGACUAAUUGAAUCUCAACUUGUAAGACAGGAUGUGCCCUUGGAACCUACAGGUCUGUGCCUCAGACUUAAGCAUCUCUUUUCAAGCGGCCAAUAUUUAAAAUAUAAUUUGUUCUUGGGGUUUUGGUCGCAUUAAAGAAAAAAUAGUGACCAGGCUUUUUGAGGUGAAGACUUUGGCACAGGGUCUCUGAUGGCGGCGUCUGCACCCUCCUCCUCUGGCGGCGAACCGGAUCCCAACUCGACAAAUUUACGACCACCGGGCUCAAGCUAUGAUGCUUGGUGUGGAGUUGCUCAUGGAUGUACUAGAAAAUUGGGAAUGAAGAUAUGUGGGUUUUUACAGAAGAACAACAGUCUGGAGGAAAGGAGCAGAAUUGUGAGUUCCUUCAAGGAGCGCGCAGCCAAGAACCUGCUCUCCUGCGAUAACACCGGAGGAGAUGCGCAUUUCAGACGCACGGAGACCGAUUUUUCCAAUCUGUUCGCCAGAGAUCUGUUGCCCGCCAAAAAUGGAGAAGAGCCAACCAUGCAGUUCUUGCUGGAGAUUGUGGAAAUCCUCACCAACUACGUCAGGAAGACCUUUGACCGAUCCACCAAGGUCCUGGACUUCCACCACCCCCACCAGCUGCUGGAGGGCAUGGAGGGCUUCAACCUGGAGCUCUCUGACCAACCCGAGUCUCUGGAGCAGAUCCUGGUGGACUGCAGGGACACCUUGAAGUAUGGAGUGAGAACAGGUCACCCCAGGUUCUUUAACCAGCUGUCCACUGGAUUAGACAUUGUUGGUUUGGCAGGAGAGUGGCUUACCUCAACAGCCAACACUAACAUGUUUACCUAUGAGAUCGCCCCUGUCUUUGUGCUCAUGGAGCAGCUGACACUGAAAAAGAUGAGAGAGAUUAUCGGCUGGCCUGACGGAGAGGGCGAUGGGAUAUUUUCUCCAGGAGGAGCAAUCUCCAACAUGUACAGUGUGAUGAUUGCCAGAUAUAAGUUCUUCCCUGAAGUCAAGACCAAAGGCAUGACAGCUGCACCCAGACUGGUCCUCUUCACCUCAGAGCAUAGCCACUAUUCCAUCAAGAAAGCCAGUGCAGCUCUGGGCUUCGGGACAGAGAACCUAAUUCUUUUGAACACAGACAAGAGAGGGAGAGUCAUUCCUGCUGAUUUGGAAGCCAAAGUCAUAGAGGCCAAGCAAAAGGGGUAUGUGCCGAUGUUUGUGAAUGCCACCGCUGGUACUACCGUCUAUGGAGCCUUUGAUCCCAUCAAUGAAAUUGCAGACAUCUGUGAAAAGUACAACAUGUGGCUUCAUGUGGACGGUGCAUGGGGAGGAGGUUUGCUGAUGUCCAGGAAACACAGACACAAGCUGAAUGGAGUAGAGAGGGCCAACUCAGUCACCUGGAACCCUCAUAAAAUGAUGGGAGUGCCUCUGCAGUGCUCUGCCGUUCUGGUCAGAGAGAGGGGAUUAUUAACAGGCUGCAACUCCAUGUGUGCUGGUUACCUCUUCCAGCCAGAUAAACAGUAUGAUAUUACAUACGACACAGGUGACAAAGCCAUUCAGUGUGGGCGGCAUGUCGAUAUCUUCAAGUUCUGGCUCAUGUGGAAGGCAAAGGGAACAGUAGGAUUUGAGCAGCAUAUCGACAAGUGCCUGGAUCUGUCAGCAUACCUCUACAAUAAAAUAAAAAACAGAGAGGGCUUCGAGAUGGUGUUUGAUGGAGAGCCGCAGCACACUAAUGUGUGUUUCUGGUAUACUCCACCGAGCCUUCGCAGCUUGCCUGAUGGUGACGAGAGGCGGGAGAGGUUGCACAAGGUGGCCCCAAAGAUCAAGGCAAUGAUGAUGGAGUCAGGGACUACAAUGGUGGGUUACCAGCCACAAGGAAACAAGGUCAACUUCUUCCGCAUGGUAAUAUCAAACCCCGCUGCUACCAGGUCAGACAUCGACUUCCUGAUCGAGGAGAUUGAGCGACUGGGGCAUGACUUGUAA
This is a messenger RNA of Perca flavescens (yellow perch), 2132 nucleotides long. Its product is annotated as glutamate decarboxylase 1. The transcript is spliced from 16 exons. Bases 357 to 2132 code for a protein of 591 amino acids. Gene Ontology annotation, molecular function: pyridoxal phosphate binding; glutamate decarboxylase activity. Gene Ontology annotation, biological process: GABA biosynthetic process. NCBI's taxonomy places the organism in Eukaryota, Metazoa, Chordata, Actinopteri, Perciformes, Percidae. The record is from RefSeq and is a predicted model, not a curated record. Gene Ontology annotation, cellular component: cytoplasm; presynaptic active zone.